AUGUCCAUAGUAUACAUAAAUAUUAUACUAGCAUUUACUAUAUCCCUUAUUGGCCUCCUAAUAUACCGGUCUCACCUAAUAUCUUCUCUACUAUGUCUAGAAGGCAUAAUACUUUCCCUUUUUGUAAUAGCAUCUCUAAUAAUUCUAAGUACCCACUUUACCCUGGCUAGCAUGAUACCUAUCAUCCUCCUAGUAUUCGCGGCAUGUGAGGCCGCACUGGGUUUAGCCCUACUAGUAAUAAUCUCAAAUACGUAUGGCACAGAUUACGUACAAAACCUGAACCUCCUACAAUGCUAA
Vicugna pacos (alpaca) is the source of this 297-nucleotide messenger RNA. Lineage: Eukaryota; Metazoa; Chordata; Mammalia; Artiodactyla; Camelidae. The record is from the annotation of a RefSeq genome assembly.